Messenger RNA from Zygotorulaspora mrakii, 3096 nucleotides. RefSeq lists its product as uncharacterized. Gene Ontology annotation, cellular component: early endosome; trans-Golgi network; recycling endosome. Gene Ontology annotation, biological process: receptor recycling; endosome organization; retrograde transport, endosome to Golgi. Lineage: Eukaryota; Fungi; Ascomycota; Saccharomycetes; Saccharomycetales; Saccharomycetaceae. The record is from RefSeq and is a predicted model, not a curated record. Bases 1 to 3096 code for a protein of 1031 amino acids. The transcript has a single exon. Gene Ontology annotation, molecular function: protein binding.
AUGAGCACGAGAAAAUUUCCUGUUCUCUCUCAGCUGGAUACAAAGAGUACCAGUAUUUCGAAUGACACAAUUCCGAAUAGGACAUUUAGCAGCUCUCAGUGUGGUAGUAGUAUGAACGCAGUAUAUAUAGCCAUUAACGAGUAUUCAAAGAGAAUGGAAGAUGAGUUGGACAUGAAACCCGGCGAUAAAAUACAAGUCAUAACCGAUGAUGAGGAAUAUCAUGAUGGUUGGUAUUAUGGGCGUAAUUUACGGACUAAAGAAGAGGGGCUCUAUCCUGUUGUCUUUACACAAGAAAUUAGCCCUGAUACGAGGCCAUCCGUAAUGAGAGCUAAAUCUUCCAAAAGGGUUGCUAGUUCAGGUAAUGGAAGCAAUUCCAACUUAUCUAGCUUUUCGCAAACAGGAUCUACAAGUGAACUACCGACCCCGACUCCUUUAGAGACGGCUUCUCAAAUACCUUUGAGUUUAAGAAAGAGUUUUAUCGAUCGGAAAGCUUCAUUAAAGACAACGAUGAGUGACAUCGAUAGAGCUUUAGAGGAACUAAGAACGGAUUCUAUUGGAUCCAGAGAAAAUAUGACCCAAAACCUGACUCAUGAGACCAUACUUUCGUCUACGAGAGAUCUAGAUAUUUCUGACCCGGCAACAGCUAGUUCAACAAAAUCUAAUGAUACCACUUCUCUUGGACUGAAUGUGGCAGCAAAUUCCAUAAACGGUAUCUCAAAAGAUAAACUAGAACCAUCGAAAGUGAAUGCCUGGACUCCAGAAGAAGUUACGGCUUUUUUCAUCAUGUCAGGGUUCGAUAUACAAUCCGCAUCAAGAUUCCAGCAGCAUAAAGUUUCCGGGUCUAUUUUACUACAACUAGAGUUGGCACAUUUAAAAGAAUUAGAUAUUGACUCAUUUGGCACUAGAUUUGAAAUUCAUAAAGAAAUUGAACUAUUAAAGGAGGCAAGUGAUUCGGUGAAUAUGGACGAAACAAGUAAGGUUGAUAAUUCCACACAACUUAUGCCACCAGCAUUUUUGAAUCAAAAUCCAAGUUAUAGAGGUCACCUUAGGAAAGUUUCACAGUCACUGGAUGAUUUACCUCAAAAAAGUCCCUCGAAUCCUUUGUUAGAAAGGCCUUCUAAUGUCAAAGUAGCACAACAAAGGCCGUUCUCCAUUAUUGACAAAUUUUCCGAACACAAUGGCAUGAAUAGCAAUAAUGGCACUAAUAGUUAUAGUAACAAUCAAAUGCAAAAUAAUCAUAAUAAUUUAAAUUACAAUAAUUAUGCGACGCCUGAGUUGGGUACCCCGAAAGCAAUUAUCACCCCUCAAGAACUUAAAGAGAAUGUUGAUCCUAGUCUAUUCACUUCACCAAGGAGAGCUCCAAAGCCACCAUCAUAUCCUAGUCCUAUGCAACCUCCAAAGUCACCAUCUUUCAGUAAAGAUCAAAACACCUGGUCUGGAAGGACUUAUUCACCUCCAACCAUAUACGAAAAGGCGAUGUCAACAUCAAGUGAGGUUCCAGAUCCUUUUAAAUUUCCACCCCCUCAGAGUCCCCAUCUUCAGGAUUAUAAAGUCGAAACUGGAACUCCUCUAGCGGAAAACUCAGGAAUGCUUUUCCCCUCCCUAAAUUCAGAUAGCGGGAAUAGAUCUUCUGUUAUAUACUCCGGUCAUAGAAAGAAUCGGUCUGGUGGAUCUUUCGUCGACUUAUUCAAUAGGGUUUCACAGCUUUCCCCCGGUACCCAGUUACAGGCAGAUGAAUUGAGUGGCAUGAACAAUAACGUUGAUUUCAAUGCAAGACCGUCAUCCAGCAUUUAUGUGGGUCAUUCAAGGACAGCAUCCGUAGCUCGUGUUAGGCAUCCUUCUCAAAACUCAGAAUUAAAGAAACAUAGAAGAACUUCUUCAAUGUUGUCAUUCUUUUCGGCAAAAAACGAGGAUAGGCCGUCGUCCCCAAUCAAAGGUUCUCAGAACUUUGGACAUGCUGGCUCUCACAGCAGAAAAAACUCAUAUACCGUAAGUCCAAUUAAACAACAGCAAAAUCAGGAUAUUAUAGCACCAUUUUCUCCCUCAGCCAAGCCACCAAAAAUUUCACCGGAUAGCAGUGUUCCUAGCAGAGUAGGAUCCUCCUCGCCGAUGAAACAAAGGACUUCUAAAAAGGAGGAGACGAAAAGGAGAUCUGUUAGUGCCAAAGAAACUAGUAAGGACUCUCUGGAUGACUCCAAUAGUACUCCUGCCGAAGAUGAUAAGAAGAAAAGGUCUGUGAGCGAAGCUAUCAAGGGUAAAGGUACUCGAGUGAAGACCACUCGAAAACAGCAGACUUCAGCCUUCAUGGAAGGUAUACGAAAUGUCAGCGUCAAAGAUGCAAUGAUAAACGCAGACUGUUCGGGUUGGAUGAGUAAAAAAGGAAGUGGUGCUAUGGGAGUAUGGAAAACAAGAUUUUUUACUUUACACGGAACAAGGCUAUCAUAUUUUGCAAGUACAACAGAUAGCAGAGAACGUGGCUUAAUUGAUAUAACAGCGCAUUGUGUAAUACCCGCAAAAGAAGAUGACAAACUUGUCUCCUUGUAUGCCGCAAGCACCGGGAAAGGGCGCUAUUGUUUCAAGCUUUUACCUCCCGCUCCAGGCUCGAAAAAGGGUUUGACGUUUACCCAACCUCGAGUUCACUACUUCGCUGUAGAUUCAAAAGAUGAUAUGAGGGCAUGGAUGGCAGCGUUGAUCAAAACGACCAUAGACAUUGAUACAUCUGUUCCAAUAAUCAGCUCCUGUGCAACACCAACGGUCUCCUUAAGCCGGGCUCAAGAGAUGUUAUCCGAGGCUCGUGAGGCGACAAGACUGAGAGAACAGCAAAGGUAUUUAAAUGAGGAAGAUGAAGAUCAAAUGCUAUGGGAAAGUCAACAAAGACAAACUAGCGCUGGUGAUGACGAUAUGCUCGGUUCGGCGAUCAAUAUCUCGUCGAACGGAAAUACCACUGUUAACUCCACUGGUUUCGCGAGCCCAUACUUGUUGGCUUCUGGAGCGCUAUCCCCUUCCAUUGCAAUGAAUGGUGAAAAAUUUCAAGAUAGAGUGAAAAAUAAUGACUAUGUUGGUAUCAAAAUGGCGAGUCCAGGUCAGCCGCUUUAA